This is a messenger RNA of Leishmania mexicana MHOM/GT/2001/U1103, 960 nucleotides long. RefSeq lists its product as hypothetical. Bases 1 to 960 code for a protein of 319 amino acids. Lineage: Eukaryota; Euglenozoa; Kinetoplastea; Trypanosomatida; Trypanosomatidae. The transcript has a single exon. The record is from RefSeq and is a predicted model, not a curated record.
AUGUGGUGCGGCAUACCCAUGGAAGCGGCUGCCUUGCCGGGAGAGGUGGCGCAUCUAUAUUCCCGUACAUGUCAAGGCGGCAUUUUGUUUCGUGUGGGCGAAGAUAUAUCAUCGCCUCCUCCUCAUCAAAUCUCCUCCUCAUUUCUCUGCAUAUGUACGUGCGUAUAUACAUGUGUGUGGUCAUCAUCGACGCAGGUGUGGCACAGUGAGCUGUACCCUCGCCUUUUGGGACCGGGCACUCUCUCUGUUGACUCCCUCGUCCCUUCCCCUCCCCCUCAUCUCUCCCCCGCCUUUCUCUGCCUCCCUUCUUCUCCGUGCAUCUGUGUGCGCGGAUGCAUCGCUUUGGCGUCGCACUCGCGUACACACACGCGCGCCGCACAUGCAUAUAUAUGCAUGUGCGCAUCAGUCACAUCUUCUGGCGUUUUGGGAAGACCGGCAGAGGCAAGGAUGGACCCGGCACUGGCGGUGAUGUCGCCUUUCCAGAAUGAGGCGAGGGGUAUUGACGGGAUGCUGGAGGACGCUGUGGAGGAGAUUACGCGGGCAUCGUCGAUCGGCGUAAGUAGCGGCAACAACCGAACUUCUGGCGCUGCCGACGGCGCCUCUGCCGGACCUCCUGCGUUGUCGGCUCUUCCCUUGACCCAGUGCAGCUUCUGUGCCCAGUCUACCACCACCCGCGCCGUCCCGAAGGACGGCAUGUACGUGUGCACCAACUGUUUAGCUGAGCAGGGAAGCCGGCCCCGUUUGUUCCCGCUCGGCACUUUCAAGUGUUGCCCCACCUCCACAGAGGCGAUGGACGGUGAUGUGGUGCGGUGCGCCGGUUGCUACCGCUGGUACCACGUGCACUGUGUAGGCAUCACGGAUAGCGUGCUGCGGAACUACGUGACUCUCUCCACCACCUCAUGGUACUGCCCAGAGCCGGCCUGCUGUGAUCGCGUGCUGCGAAGGUAUUUGAAGAGGUAG